This is a messenger RNA of Clupea harengus (Atlantic herring), 3420 nucleotides long. It is a transcript of the gene mtor, whose product is annotated as serine/threonine-protein kinase mTOR-like. NCBI's taxonomy places the organism in Eukaryota, Metazoa, Chordata, Actinopteri, Clupeiformes, Clupeidae. Gene Ontology annotation, biological process: negative regulation of macroautophagy; TORC1 signaling. Gene Ontology annotation, molecular function: protein serine/threonine kinase activity; protein-containing complex binding; protein binding. The annotation marks the transcript as partial. The transcript has 22 exons. The record is from RefSeq and is a predicted model, not a curated record. Gene Ontology annotation, cellular component: nucleus; cytoplasm; TORC1 complex.
ACUCAGGUCUGGUUGUCAACUUCCUACUCCACCUCUGUUGCAUAUGACUUCUUUUUGCAGCUGAGGGAAUACACCAGCCGUUUUGUAGCUAGCUAAAUAAAGAGAUACCGCUGCGCGACGGGUCGCGGCCUCACCGCUGCCGUCAUGUCUGGGACAGCGACGGUGUUGCAGCAGUUCGUGAGUGGUCUGAAGAGUCGCAAUGAGGAUACCCGCGCUAAAUCAGCAAAGGACCUCCAACACUAUGUGACAACAGAGCUCAGAGAGCUGAGCCAAGAUGAAGCCACCACUUUCUAUGAUGAGUUGAACCACCACAUAUUUGAGCUGGUCUCCAGCUCUGAUGUGAGUGAGAAGAAAGGUGGAAUUCUUGCCAUAGUGAGCCUCAUUGGAGUGGAGGGGGGCAAUGCCACUAGGAUCAGUCGAUUUGCGAACUACUUGCGCAACCUGCUGCCUUCCAGUGACCCUGUGGUGAUGGAGAUGGCCUCUAAAGCCAUGGGUCACCUGUCCAUGGCAGGCGACACCUUCACUGCGGAGUAUGUGGAGUUUGAGGUGAAGAGGGCGCUGGAGUGGCUGGGAGCAGACAGGAAUGAGGGCAGGCGUCAUGCAGCGGUGCUGGUGCUAAGGGAGCUGGCCGUGAGCGCGCCCACUUUCUUUUUCCAGCAGGUCCAGCCUUUCUUUGACAACAUUUUUUACGCCGUGUGGGACUCCAAGCAGGCCAUCCGUGAGGGGGCAGUCUCUGCUCUGAGAGCCUCCCUGAUUCUUACCACCCAGCGGGAGACCAAAGAGAUGCAGAAACCACAGUGGUACAAGCAAACCUUUGAGGAGGCUGAGAAAGGCUUUGACGAGACCCUGGCCAAAGAGAAGGGGAUGAACAGGGAUGACCGUGUGCACGGUGCCCUCCUGAUCCUCAAUGAGCUAGUUCGCAUCAGCAGCAUGGAGGGAGAGCGUAUGCGCGAGGAGAUGGAGGAGAUCACGCAACAGCAGCUGGUGCACGACAAGUACUGCAAGGAAAUGAUGGGGUUUGGGACCAAGCCGCGCCACAUCACGCCCUUCACCAGCUUCCAGUCGGUGCAGCCGCAGCAGUCCAACGCCCUGCUGGGCCUGCUGGGAUACAGCACUCCACAGGGCUUCCUCAGCUUCGGGGCUGCACCCGUCGCCUCUAAGAACACGCUGGUGGAGAGCCGCUACUGCCGCGAGCUCAUGGAGGAGCGAUUCGACCAGGUGUGUCGCUGGGUGCUAAAGUAUAGGACCAGUAAGAACCCUCUGAUUCAGAUGACCAUUCUCAACCUGCUUCCACGACUUGCUGCCUUCCAGCCUAACACUUUCACUGAUCAGUACCUGUCAGACACCAUGGGCCACCUGCUGGGCUGCCUGAAGAAGGAGAGGGAGCGCACAGCUGCCUUCCAGGCUCUGGGACUCCUGGUGGUGGCCGUGAGGACGGAGAUCCAGCCUUACCUCUCUAAGAUCCUGGAGAUCAUUAAAGCUGCUUUACCUCCCAAGGACUUUGCCCACAAGAGACAGAAGACUAUGCAGGUGGAUGCCACGGUGUUCACCUGCAUCAGCAUGCUGUCCAGGGCUAUGGGCCCUACCAUCCAGCAGGACAUCAAAGAGCUGCUGGAGCCCAUGUUGGCAGUUGGACUGAGCCCAGCUUUGACUGCAGUGCUGUAUGACCUGAGCCGUCAGAUCCCUCAGCUCAAGAAGGACAUCCAGGACGGGCUGCUGAAGAUGCUCUCGCUGGUGCUGAUGCACAAGCCCCUGCGCCACCCGGGCAUGCCCAAGGGCCUGGCACACCAGCUGGCCUCGCCCAGCCUCACCAACAUUCCCGAGGCCAGCGACGUGGGCAGUAUCACCCUGGCCCUGCGGACACUCGGCAGCUUUGAGUUUGAAGGACAUUCCCUGACCCAAUUUGUGCGCCACUGCGCUGACCACUUCCUGAACAGCGAGCACAAGGAGAUCCGCAUGGAGGCGGCGCGCACCUGCUCGCGCCUGCUCACGCCCUCCAUCCACCUGAUCAGCGGCCACGGGCACGUGGUCAGCCAGACGGCCGUGCAGGUGGUGGCUGACGUGCUCAGCAAGCUGCUGGUGGUGGGCAUCACUGACCCAGACCCUGACAUCCGCUACUGCGUGCUGGCCUCGCUGGACGAGCGCUUCGACGCCCACCUGGCGCAGGCGGAGAACCUGCAGGCUCUGUUCGUUGCCUUGAACGACGAGGUGUUUGAGAUCCGCGAGCUCGCCAUCUGCACCAUUGGCCGCCUCAGCAGCAUGAACCCCGCCUUCGUCAUGCCCUUCCUGCGCAAGAUGCUUAUCCAGAUCCUGACGGAGCUGGAGCACAGUGGCGUGGGCCGCAACAAGGAGCAGAGCGCCCGCAUGCUGGGCCACCUGGUGUCCAACGCCCCACGCCUCAUCCGACCCUACAUGGAGCCCAUCCUUAAGGCUCUCAUCUUGAAGCUGAAGGACACAGACCCCAACCCGGGAGUGGUUAUCAGUGUGCUGGCCACCAUUGGGGAGCUGGCUCAGGUUAGCGGGCUGGAGAUGAGGAAGUGGAUGGACGAGCUGUUCCCCAUCAUCAUGGACAUGCUGCAGGACUCCUCCUCCCUGGCCAAGAGACAGGUGGCGCUGUGGACCCUAGGCCAACAGGUCGCCAGCACUGGUUAUGUGGUGGAGCCGUACAGGAAGUACCCCUCGCUUCUGGAGGUGCUGCUGAAUUUCCUGAAGACGGAGCAGAACCAAGGAAUCAGGAGAGAGGCUAUUCGUGUGCUGGGGCUUCUGGGAGCACUCGACCCCUACAAGCACAAGGUCAACAUUGGCAUGAUCGACCAAUCCCGUGACGCCUCUGCUGUCAGUCUCUCGGAGUCAAAAUCCAGCCAAGACUCUGCUGACUACAGCACCAGUGAGAUGCUGGUUAACAUGGGCAACCUCCCGCUGGACGAGUUCUACCCAGCGGUUGCCAUAGUGACACUAAUGCGCAUCCUGCGGGACCCCUCGCUCUCCAACCACCACACCAUGGUGGUGCAGGCCGUCACCUUCAUCUUCAAGUCGCUGGGGCUCAAGUGUGUGCAGUUCCUGCCGCAGGUCAUGCCCACCUUCCUCAACGUCAUCCGUGUGUGUGACGCCAGCAUACGAGAGUUCCUCUUCCAGCAGAUGGGGAUGGUGGUGUGCUUCGUCAAGAUCCACAUCCGACCCUACAUGGACGACAUCUUCACCCUCAUCAGAGAGUAUUGGACGCCCAACAACCCCAUGCAGAACACCAUCAUCCUACUGAUCGAGCAGAUAGUGGUGGCUCUGGGAGGGGAGUUCAAGCUGUACCUGCCCCAGCUUAUCCCACACAUGCUGCGGGUCUUCAUGCAUGACAACAGCACUGGCCGAAGUGUCACCAUCAAGCUCCUCAAUGCCAUCCAGCUCUUCGGUGCCAACCUGGACGAC